This is a messenger RNA of Saccharomyces paradoxus, 1272 nucleotides long. It is a transcript of the gene MLO50, whose product is annotated as Mlo50p. The record is from RefSeq and is a predicted model, not a curated record. The transcript has a single exon. Lineage: Eukaryota; Fungi; Ascomycota; Saccharomycetes; Saccharomycetales; Saccharomycetaceae. The coding region runs from base 1 to 1272 and encodes 423 amino acids.
AUGCACGAGUACGUACCUCCCAGUCAGCGGCUAUUCCAUACUAGGCAUAGGAUAACUAGAGACGAUUUGAAAGAAGAGGCCCUACAUUCCGGGACCACGGAUUGGACAACAAUUCUGGACACGACAAUAGAUAAGGAUACUAAUCUGAUUAGUUACGCUGUCCCCAUAAUAGAUAACUUUGCCAUUCCUCGAGCAAACUCUCAGGGGAGUCCAGCAGCCCCCUUACCGAAUAACAGAUCGACGAUAUACUCGUCUUCAUCUUCAUCUGCGUCUUCUGUGUUUUCUGAUGGUUUGUUUACACCAAAUAACAACAGGAACUCAUCGGGAUCAUCAUCAUUAGUGAUUAGGCCACAAAAAAAUUUGAGUGUAGAUUCUCUGAUUCAGGAAAACAAAAGGAAAAUCAACAGUGAAAAAGAGUCGUUAUCAUUGAUUACCAAUAAUAAUAGUGAAACCUUGUGCACUCAUACCGAUCCAUCCAUACAAAAUUUGAUCAAAUCAGAAACAAAGAGGAAUAUUUUAAAUUUAAAGUUUCAGAAUAGGAAUUUAUUUAGAAGAGAACUAAAAUUGGAAAAAUUUUGGAGCAAUUUGAGAAGUUGUCAUACAUCAGAUGAUGAGAGCGAUCUGCUAUUGGUGAUAAGGAAGCAUAACCUAUUUUGGUUUGGAAUACCGAAUGAUUUUCGUCUUCCAAUAUACAAGAGAUGUUUAUAUCACUAUAGCGAGCUAGACGAAACCGCAUCUUUCAAUCAGUAUGCCAACAACCCGUUGUAUCUAGCUAUAAGAAAAUGCUGCAAUAACGAAGAGCAGGAAACCUUAUCUCGGUCCAUCUUCAUCAAUUUGACGAAAAACGUCACUUGGUUAAACAGUCGUUUCAAUGAUAAUAAGGACUAUAGAGAUGGUUACACCGUUACUGAAGGGAAAUUUUACCAGGACUUUCCUAACUUAUAUUACCAUUUGAAGGACAAAUUAAAAUUGAACGUUAUAAAGGAUUUCAUCAAGCCUGUAAUAAGAAAUUUUAUGAUCAACGCACUAAAUAAGCACAAAUUAGAUGGUAUUGGUCUAGAGCUUCUAGAUAUUCUAAUAGUGACUGCCUAUUAUGGUCCGAAUAAAAUCAAUGUUUUCUUAAUGGAUACAUUUAUCUUAAACUUGUUAAAACAGUGUCAUUACAAGUUUUUUGUCAGUAGUAUAUCUGAGCUGGUUAUUCAAAUCUCAAAAAUCGAUUGCGACUUGGUAAUUCUGCUGGAAGACCUAAGGUCACGGGUUAAUUUAGAUUGA